AAAGCAGCUCCCCGCGCGCGCUUUCGGGUGACCUCUUCCUGCGUUUCUGUUUGUGAGACCUGUGGCUCGCUCGACCCUGCUGAUAGCAAGAUGUCUUCAGGAAAUGCAAAAAUUGGGUAUCCUGCUCCCAACUUCAAAGCUACUGCUGUUAUGCCAGAUGGACAAUUCAAAGAUAUCAGCUUAAGUGAAUACAAAGGAAAAUAUGUUGUGUUCUUCUUUUACCCUCUUGACUUUACUUUUGUGUGUCCCACGGAGAUCAUUGCUUUCAGUGACAGAGCAGACGAAUUUAAGAAACUCAACUGCCAAGUGAUUGGAGCUUCUGUGGAUUCUCACUUCUGUCAUCUGGCAUGGAUUAACACACCCAAGAAACAAGGGGGAUUGGGACCCAUGAACAUCCCCUUAAUAUCAGAUCCCAAGCGCACCAUUGCUCAGGAUUAUGGAGUCUUAAAGGCUGAUGAAGGUAUCUCUUUCAGGGGCCUUUUUAUUAUUGAUGAUAAAGGUAUCCUCCGACAGAUAACAAUAAACGAUCUUCCUGUUGGACGUUCUGUGGAUGAGAUUAUACGACUAGUCCAGGCCUUCCAGUUCACUGACAAACAUGGUGAAGUGUGCCCAGCUGGCUGGAAACCUGGCAGUGAUACCAUCAAGCCUGAUGUCAAUAAGAGCAAAGAGUAUUUCUCUAAGCAGAAGUGAGCACUCGACCAUUUUUCUGCCAGGCAGCAUCGAGCAGCCAGAAGAAACUCUCUUGUACUCUACUCAUGCUUGAACACAUGAUGUGGUGUGAUUCCAGAUAAGCCUUUCCUACAGGGCUAGGGAUGGUUAGCCUUUCUUCCACUAUUGGUAAUGGUCUGGGCUGUGUUUGUUUUGUGCAGACCAUCUUCUAUCAGUCACAGUAAACAGCCUGUUAAUUCUUUUUUCUUUUUCUUUUUUUAAGUAUUAAACGCGAAUUCUGAGAA
Mus pahari (shrew mouse) is the source of this 953-nucleotide messenger RNA. It is a transcript of the gene Prdx1, whose product is annotated as peroxiredoxin 1. Gene Ontology annotation, biological process: cellular response to stress; leukocyte activation; cell redox homeostasis. Gene Ontology annotation, molecular function: thioredoxin peroxidase activity. The record is from RefSeq and is a predicted model, not a curated record. Gene Ontology annotation, cellular component: cytosol. The transcript is spliced from 6 exons. Bases 91 to 690 code for a protein of 199 amino acids. NCBI's taxonomy places the organism in Eukaryota, Metazoa, Chordata, Mammalia, Rodentia, Muridae.